Messenger RNA from Alternaria incomplexa, 1671 nucleotides. RefSeq lists its product as uncharacterized. The transcript has 5 exons. The record is from RefSeq and is a predicted model, not a curated record. The coding region runs from base 1 to 1671 and encodes 556 amino acids. Lineage: Eukaryota; Fungi; Ascomycota; Dothideomycetes; Pleosporales; Pleosporaceae. Gene Ontology annotation, molecular function: metal ion binding.
AUGAGUUCCACGACGCUUCCAGUCGUCCCUAUCGACUCUCGUAAGGUCGUGAUCGAAGGCCUGGAGAAGAUUCAGGAUGCCAAGCAGAUCAACUCGACAGGAACUUCAGAUGGCGAGAAAACCUCAUCGACAUUCUCCACGAUCAUGCACGGAGACCAGCCGUUGUCUGAGCUGUGGACUCGGAUCGCAGACUGUGGCUUCCACAAGCCCGUCGUGAUUAAUACCCACAACGCCCGCUACCGAGAAGAUGAACACUUGCGCGUCGUGAGUGACCACGAAGAGGUUGUGGUUGUCGCAGACGACCAGAUGUCAACAAAGAAUACGAUCAGGAUCACGGAAUCACUUAUUUCACACGCGAAUGCGCACCAUGGCGAACCGAUUGGCUUCAAUAUCACCCCGCUUCCUUCCUCAAAGCGCGCAAUUGAAGCCAACUGCGGGUUCCACAUGUCCCUUGAACGGACUCCUAGAAUGCCAGACGACAAUAAGCUCCACCAACUGCCAGGUUCACUGGGAAGUUACGACUUGUUCAGCGUAGAGUCCUACGCGGAUCGAUUACCGAAUGAGAUCAGAGAUAGUGGCGGCGUUUUCUUUCCCAUGUGGCAGAGGGAAGCUAUGUGGCUCAACUUUGAGCCGACGAAACGCAAGUGUGCUGUCCGCAUCUUUAUGGGCCAUGUCAACGCUAUUUCUGGCCUCACAAUGGAAGAGACCACAAAUAAUGAAAGCGAAGAGCUCGAGCAGGACUACAUCGUCAUACCCGGUCAGCGAUGGCUAGACGGUAUCUGUGUAGCGCCUGGCAUUGUUCGACAGUUUGUUGCUAUGCCACUUGGGUCUGGGUACACUGUCGAAGGCCAAAAGACAUCAAAAGAGCAACACGGCGGACUUCAACUUCAGAUCACACCCGAAUGUGUGCCGCAGCAACGUCUAUGGUCGUACAGUAAGAAAACCUUCCUUAAAAGGUACGGCCAAGGCCUUCUUGACAGUCUAUAUGAGACCAUGACCCCUCAACAGCUACGUUGCAAUCUCGGUGAUGUCUUGAGAUCGUACCCGGCCGAUCGUGCCUCUGAGGAGCCCCUCAAGAUAAAGCAUCUCGCAAACUCGAGAGAAACCAUCACGUGCACGGACAUAUACAAAGACCCCUACCCACCCGUGGCAUGGAACCACGCGGCAGCGCGCAUCCUCCACAUCCAUAUCCUCGAUCCAGUCAGCUGCGAACAAGUAACGCACAUUGUUCCGACUCCACCUUCCACCGACGUCAAGGCAUAUACUGAGGCUGGUGGCAAGUAUUUUGUUGUUGAAGAGAAGGUAGAUGAGCGCCUCGAUGGAGGUGACUUCGACAACGUGAAGAGUGUUGGUCAGAUGGACCAACACAUCGGUAUUAGCACUGAACCAGAGUUCGACCCAACGAAACCAAAGAUUAUCCGCCCCUGCGACCACCAAUUCUGCAACAUAUGCAUCAAGCGCAUCGAGCAGAACAGCGACGAAGAUGUGAACUCGGCGCGCAGAAACUGGAAGUGUCCAACUUGCGACAGUGUUGUUUCGCACGUAGCGGGCUUUUCUGCCCCGAUGAAUCUACCAAGCGAAGAGCCGUUGCGCAUCAAGGUUCCUGUCAAUGUGCUCAAAAUCGAAGAUGGGAGGAUAAGGUUUACGAGUGUGCAGAGGAGUAGGGUUUAG